Molecule: messenger RNA, 3154 nt
Organism: Sciurus carolinensis (gray squirrel)
Lineage: Eukaryota; Metazoa; Chordata; Mammalia; Rodentia; Sciuridae
Gene: Ednrb
Product: endothelin receptor type B
Exons: 8
Coding region: 185-1516 (443 amino acids)
Biological process (GO): vasoconstriction; regulation of blood pressure; enteric nervous system development
Cellular component (GO): membrane
Molecular function (GO): endothelin receptor activity
Source: RefSeq, a predicted model, not a curated record
UCAGAGCCAGGCCCGCCUGCAGUACAGGGAGGCGUGGUCUCCUCUGGGAACAGGCUGGAACAGAGCUGCGAGCUGAGCGCGAUCCUUCUGCGUCUGAGCUACAAGGUCUGAGCUGAGCCUCGUGCGUGGGAUCCGCAAGACUAAAAAGCCCAGCGGUCACUGGACGCCCACUGAAGCUAGCGGCAUGCUGACGCCGCCAAGCCUGUGCGGAUGCGCCCUGGUGGCGCUGGUUCUUGCCUGCGGCGUGGCGGGGGUCAGAGGAGAGGAAAGAGGAUUCCCGCCAGCCCGUGCCACUUCGUGGCUUCUGGGGACCGGAGAGAUAAUGACGCCGCCUACCAAGACCUCCUGGCCGGGAAGUUCCAACUCCAGUCUGCCACAGUCCUUAGCACCUGCACAGGUGCCUAAAGGAGGGAGAAUGGCGGGAGCUCCGCCACGCACCCCCUCUCUUCCCCCGUGCCAAGGAAAUAUUGAAAUCAAGGAGACAUUCAAAUACAUCAACACGGUUGUAUCCUGCCUAGUGUUCGUGCUAGGCAUCAUCGGGAACUCCACACUGUUGAGAAUCAUCUACAAGAACAAGUGCAUGCGAAAUGGUCCCAAUAUCUUGAUUGCCAGCCUGGCUCUGGGAGAUCUACUGCACAUCAUCAUUGACAUUCCGAUCAAUGUCUACAAGCUGCUGGCCAAGGACUGGCCGUUCGGAGCUGAGAUGUGUAAGCUGGUGCCUUUCAUACAGAAAGCCUCCGUGGGAAUCACUGUGCUGAGUCUCUGUGCUCUAAGUAUUGACAGAUAUCGAGCUGUUGCUUCUUGGAGCCGAAUUAAAGGAAUAGGAGUUCCAAAAUGGACAGCAGUAGAAAUUGUUUUAAUUUGGGUGAUCUCUGUGGUUCUGGCUAUCCCCGAAGCCAUAGGUUUUGAUCUGAUUACAAUGGACUACAAAGGGAAUCGUCUGCGAAUCUGCUUGCUUCACCCCAUUCAGAAAACAACCUUCAUGCAGUUUUACAAGACAGCCAAAGACUGGUGGCUAUUCAGUUUCUACUUCUGCUUGCCAUUGGCCAUCACUGCCCUAUUUUAUACCCUGAUGACGUGUGAAAUGUUGAGAAAGAAGAGUGGCAUGCAAAUCGCCUUGAAUGACCACCUAAAGCAGAGACGAGAAGUGGCCAAAACAGUGUUUUGCCUGGUCCUUGUUUUUGCCCUCUGUUGGCUUCCCCUUCACCUCAGCAGGAUCUUGAAGCUCACUAUUUAUGAUCAGAAUGAUCCCAACAGAUGUGAACUUUUGAGCUUUUUAUUGGUAUUGGAUUAUAUCGGCAUCAACAUGGCCUCCUUGAAUUCCUGCAUUAAUCCAAUCGCUCUCUACUUGGUGAGCAAAAGAUUCAAAAAUUGCUUUAAGUCAUGCUUGUGCUGCUGGUGCCAGUCAUUUGAAGAAAAACAGUCCUUGGAGGAAAAGCAGUCGUGCUUAAAGUUCAAAGCCAAUGAUCACGGAUAUGACAACUUCCGUUCCAGUAAUAAAUACAGCUCAUCUUGAAAGAACAAAUAUUCACUUAAUCUCAUUUUCUUUACUUUGGACAGAAGUCAUUAAAACAAAAUGAAACAUUUGCCAAAACAAAACAAAAAUCUGUACGUUUGUACAACACCAUGUAAAAAUGUAAGCAGGGUUAUUUUAGCACUCAUAGUUACACCUGACAUUUUAUGAGCUGUUUACAAAAUGAGAAGAAAACCAGUGAGAAUUAGGAAAGCCUCAUUGUGAAAGCACUUAAUUUUUUACAAUUAGCACUUCAACAUAGUUCUUAAUCAUUUCCAGUAUAUUCAUAUACUCCUUAGAUUUAAAAAUGAGCUCACUCAUAAUUCCUGAUAAAGAGGUUUAUUUUUAAAUCAGAUGAAUCUGAAUAAAGAAAAAAUGUGUCACUGUAGAACAUAUUUUUAAGUAAAGUUUCAAUCACUCACUCUGAAAAUGUAAAAAUCCAUUAAUAAACAACUUUUCAAUGAAUGGCAUCACAUCAUUUGAUCAAACUGUCAAUGAAUGCAAAAUGCAAAAACAGUUCAACUGGUUUAUUUUUUGCAUGUUAGAAACAUUUAGGAGAUCAGGAGGGAGUAUCAGAAACAGAGAUCAAGGCUAAGUUUUUAAAAAUAAUUACAGUCUUUACAUUAAAAUGAAAUCAAAUAUCAUGAAGAGAGAGAGAAGGUUUGAACUGCUAUCACAGGAGACUUUGAAAUCCCAUCACAUGCUCUGCAAAGAAAAUACCACCUAUGAUUUUUUCAGGAUUAUUAAAUAUUCUCCCUUCAGUAUAGUAGUUCACUUAGUUUUAGUCAUCUGUAAAUACUUAACUACACACACUACAUGUAGAUGAUUAAACAAGGGGCAGGCCCCAGUGUUCAUAGCUUUAUGAUGGAGAUUCCAGUGACCUCCAAAUGGACAAAAUGUGAAUUGCCUGGUGCAGUGUCCACACGGCGAAAAAGCAAGGUGCACCCUUCCUCCUUGAUAUAGUCAAAAUGAUCUCUAGCAUUAAGUAUACUUAGAAUACUACUUUUUAAAAUCACACAAAUUAAUUAAUUUAACAGCUACCUGUGAGGCUUAUUACUAAUAUUUUUUAAUUGUUUUUGUAAAUACCCAACAGAAAGGUGUUCUCUACAAGGUGCUUUUCUAUCACCAGGAGGCAAAACUGCUUUUUCAGGAGUGUAAAAAAAACUCUUCACUUUGUGCAUUCUGGUCUAAUUUUUUAAUCUCUGAAGCAAAGUGCCUUAGGUUAAUUUGGGAUGAGAUGCGUGUGAAAGUAUGUACAAGAGAAAAUGGCAGAGAGAGGAAAUGAGGUGGGGUGGGAGGAAACCCAUGGGGAAAGAUUCCCAUUCUUAGCCUGGAGUUCGUCACUGCCCCGUCACAUCAAUGCAAAAGGUCCUGAUUCUGUUCCAACAAAACACAGUUCAGUAUUCUCAGAGUGACUUCAGGAACAAAUUGGGCCCAAGAGCUUUAUGUCUUAAAAUAUAACAGAAUUUCCAAUUUUAUUUCUUUUAGGAAGUCAGGCUACAUGUUGGAAAUAAGCUAGGAAUGUUGUUUUCUGCCAGAAUCUAAUGUGACAAUACAAUAAACUGAAACUCAACAAUGUGGCCAAAAAAAAAAAAUACAAAAAAUCAAGGGCAAUAAUUAGUUCAAUGUCACUUGGAUUCU